Molecule: messenger RNA, 1752 nt
Organism: Eufriesea mexicana
Lineage: Eukaryota; Metazoa; Arthropoda; Insecta; Hymenoptera; Apidae
Product: putative leucine-rich repeat-containing protein DDB_G0290503
Exons: 8
Coding region: 1-1752 (583 amino acids)
Source: RefSeq, a predicted model, not a curated record
AUGGAAGAAAAAUAUAAUUUGUAUCCUCAUGAGAUAUGUAAAAAAUGCAGUAUAUACAAUAAUUUUAGUAAACAUUGUGAUUGCGGCCAUCAAAUUUUGUCUUUGAAAGAGUUAUACAAUAGGCUCAACUGUACUGAAGAACAUUUACCAUGUGAUAAUAAAAAGAGAAUACCAUGUAAUUUAGGAACUUGCAAAACACGCCGAAAAUUACAUUUCUAUAAAAGAGCUACAUUAAAUGAAGUAGCUGAGACACGUUACAAAGAUGAAGCUAAUAUAAAUAAUGAUGUAAUUAAUAAAGAAUUACAAGAGCCAGAGAAACAAAGUAAAUCUGAUCAAGUAAAUUUAACUUCACAAUUUUAUAAAUUAUAUACUCAGGAUAAAAUAAUUGAUACAUACGAAGAGAAAAACGAGCAAACUAUUCCUACAAAAGAUAAUUUUCAUGUUGCAUUGAGUACAAAUAAUUUAGGCACAAAUUGUAUGCAAAAUGAAGCAAUAAAACAGAGAAAAUCACAAAUAGGAAUAGAUAAGGAUGUUACAAAUGAAUUAGAAAAAGUAGAUCAUAUCAUAGGAAACAUUUGUGAUCUCUUAAAUGAAAAAAAACGCACUAAAGAACUUGAAAACAAAUUGAAAUCUCUGACUUGCAGUUUAAAUUGUCUGAAAGAAGACAGUGCACAGAGAGCAGCUUGUUUAAAAGAAGCAUUGGAAACAGCUGAAGAACAAAGAAAAGUUGCGAUGGAUUUAGUGAAACAGUCAAAAAAUCAAACAGAUUCAGUUAAAACAGAUAGAAAUGAGUUAUUGAAUGAGAUUACAAAAUUACAACAACAGAUAAUCGAAAUUACACAUAAAAAUACAGAUCUGAUGCAAGAACGUGAUGAAUUGAAAGGUAGAUUACAAUCUUUAUCUGAGGAUGAAUCUAAAAAGUGUGAAGAGGUUGAGAAAGAAGUGAAUAGGAUGAAAUAUGCUGUUAAAGAAAAGGAAAAUGCUUUGAAUAGAGAGAGAGCAGAAUUUAUGGAUAUGAUUUUAGAACUUACAAAUGUAAUUAAUAUUCAAAAAAGGAGAAUAUGUGAGGUAACUGGUAUAUGUAAUAAUCAACAACAUAGUAUGGAACAAAAAAAUAAACAAUUAUCUGACAAAAAGAUUGAGUUAUCAAAGAUAAAAAAUAUGUUGCAAUUAAUUACCAAAGAGAUGAAAGAGAAAGUAGAGGAUCUAGAAAAUUGUUUAUGUGAAGAAAAAAAGACUUGUAAUUGCCUGAAACAGAAAUUAGAAACUCAUGAAGAAAAUCAUUUAUCUGAAUUGAGAAUAAAAGAAAAGAUUAUAGAGGAGCAAAAUAAAACAAUUUUGAAGCAGAAGAAGUUAUUACAUGAGAGUGAGGGCAUGGUCCAGCAAGUUGCAUCCGAAUUUAAUCAACUUAAAGAUGAAUUACACAAAGAAAAACAGAGAAAUGAAUUUUUGCAAAUAACAUUGGAUAAAACUGAUAAUAAAUUAAAUAAAGUAUCACAAUGCGAAAAAUGUAAAACACUUCUAGCUAAAAUAGAUUACUUGAAAGGAGAGAAACAAAAGGCAAUUAUCAUUGCAAAAUUUGCUUAUCAGGCGUUACAUCAAUCUACAAGAGAAUAUAAAAAAAAACUCAUCUGUGAAAGACAACAGCAUAGAUACAUGGCAUUGAUUAUUGAGAAGAAAGAUCAUGAGAUAAGAUGUUUAAGAAAUCAAAUGUGUCAGAAUGGCAUGAGAAAUAUUUAUAAAAAUGAAUAG